CUUUCCAGUCCGAAGGCUGGAUCUCCCACGUUGCCAGGGCCAGAAGAGCCCACGGUGGCCGGACAAGCCAUGGCUCCGCGGGCUGCAGAGACGCAAGGCACGGAGACCGCGCCGUCCUCGAACUUCACCCCAGGCGAGGCCCUGGAGCCCAAGGGCGGGCGAAAAAGGAGGGCUCAGGGGACAGAAACCUGACGCUUCCGCCUCCUCCCCGCGGUGGGCAAGCCGCGAUCCUGGGAUGGAUCGUCAGCACACCCAGCGCGCUGCGCAUGUUUGGGAGCGAGGCGCCACGACACCAGCGACAGCCGGGGACCGCAGAGCGGGCGACGGCGGCCGAGGAGGCCCAAACCCAAGGCUUCGGCAGAUCAGGGUCCGCACUGACGGGACCUGUCGAUUUCUCUUUGGGCUGUCAGAAGGUGGAGGAAAAGAUGGGCUGGCAACAAUCUCUGCAAGAAUCAGAUGUGUCCAAAGUCCGCACCAUUUACCUCAAUGAACCCCUUAGGAACAGUUUCUGCAAAAACUCAAUCAGCACAGCCAAGUACAGCAUGUGGUCAUUCCUCCCUCGAUAUUUGUAUCUGCAGUUUAGCAAAGCUGCUAAUGCUUUCUUCCUGUUCAUUACUAUAUUGCAGCAAAUUCCAGAUGUAUCUCCAACGGGAAAAUAUACAACUCUUUUGCCUUUGAUGAUUAUUCUUAUGGUUUCUGGCAUCAAAGAGAUUGUAGAAGAUUAUAAACGACAUAUGGCAGACAAAUUGGUUAACACAAAGACCACGAUAGUGUUAAGAGAGAAUGCAUGGAAAAUGGUUAUGUGGAAAGAGGUAAAUGUGGGCGACAUUGUGAAGGCCUCAAAUGGACAGUUCCUUCCUGCAGACAUGGUUCUGAUUUCUUCUAGUGAACCUCAAGUAACCUGUUACGUUGCAACCUCUAAUCUGGAUGGGGAGACAAAUCUAAAAAUAUGGCAGGCUUUGUUAGAAACAGCUGAAAUGCAAACAGAAAAACAAUUGUCAAGUCUAUCAGGAAAAAUAGAAUGUGAAGGACCUAAUCAUCAUUUCAAUACGUUCAUUGGAACCUUGUAUCUAAAUGGUAAAAGCCCUGUUCCAAUUGGGCCUGAUCAGAUCUUGCUAAGAGGUACACAACUUAAAAAUACUCAGUGGAUCCUUGGUAUAGUUGUUUACACUGGAUUUGAAACCAAAUUCAUGCAGAAUUCUAUCAAAUUGCCUCUCAAGAGAUCAAAUGUUGAGAAGGUGACCAGUGUGCAGAUCCUGGUGUUGUUCCUGCUGCUCCUGGCCAUGUCCUUGGUGAGCUGUUUGGGAGCCAUACUCUGGAAUCACUGGUACGGAGAAGGCAUUUGGUACAUCAGGACGAAGGAUUACAGCUCCCACAGCUUAGGGUUUGACUUAUUGGUGUUCAUCAUCCUGUACCACAAUCUCAUCCCCAUAAGCCUGCUGGUCACUCUGGAAAUUGUGAAAUAUGUUCAGGCCAUGUUUAUAAACUGGGAUGAAGAUAUGCAUUAUAAAGGAAAUAAUGUCUAUGCCAUGGCCAGAACAUCCAAUCUUAAUGAAGAGCUUGGGCAGGUGAAGGCCCCUUCAGACACUGGGUCCGUGAAAGGAACUUUGAAGAAGGUGGAUCUAGGGAGAGGUCUGUCACCCUCUGUCAUCACAGAGUCCUGCGAAUUUAAUGACCCAAAAUUACUGCAGAACUUUGAAAAUGGCCACCCCACAAAAGAUUAUAUAAAGGAAUUUCUUACCCUGUUAUGUGUGUGCCACACUGUUGUUCCUGAGAGAGAUGGAAAGGAUAUAAUCUACCAGGCUUCCUCCCCAGAUGAAGCAGCGUUAGUGAAAGGAGUGAAGAAGCUUGGCUUUGUUUUUACUACAAGAAUGCCAACCUCUGUCACUGUAGAAGCUAUGGGAGAAAACUUCACAUUUGAAAUUCUUAAUGUCCUGGAGUUUUCUAGUAAUAGAAAAAGGAUGUCUGUAAUUGUCCGAACUCCUACAGGAAAUCUCCGGCUCUACUGCAAAGGGGCUGAUACAGUGAUUUAUGAGAGACUUUCAGAAGAUUCUCGCUUUAUGAAGGAGACAUUAACCCACCUGGAAUAUUUUGCCAAAGAAGGGCUGAGAACUCUCUGUGUUGCCCAUGCAGAUUUAACUGAGGAAGAAUAUCAGCAGUGGUUGAUGCAGUAUAAAAAAGCGAGUACAGUUAUCCAAGACAGAAUGCGGAGUUUGGAAGAAUGUUAUGAUAAUAUUGAAAAGAAAUUUCUGCUUCUUGGAGCCACAGCCAUUGAAGAUCGCCUUCAAGCAUGUGUUCCAGAAACGAUAACAACUUUACUGAAAGCAAACAUAAGAAUAUGGGUUUUGACAGGAGAUAAACAAGAAACUGCAAUUAACAUAGCAUAUUCCUGUAAACUGAUAUCAGCUCACAUGCCUCAUAUUCGAUUGAAUUCAAACUCAUUUGAGGCAACACAACAAGCAGUUACUCAGAACUGUGAAGCUCUCGGAACCCGGAUAGGUAAAGAAAAUGACCUGGCCCUUAUCAUUGAUGGUGAAACACUGAAGUACGCCCUCCAUUCUGAAAUUAAGAGGAGCUUCCUCAAUUUGGCCCUCUCAUGUAGAGCAGUAUUAUGCUGUAGGUUAUCUCCCCUCCAGAAGGCAGAAAUAGUCUACUUGGUUAAGAAGCAUGUAGGGGCCAUCACUCUUGCCAUUGGGGAUGGUGCCAAUGAUGUUGGGAUGAUCCAGAUGGCCCACGUGGGUGUGGGAAUCAGUGGGAAUGAGGGCAUGCUGGCCACCAACAGCUCAGAUUAUUCCAUUGCACAGUUUAGCUACUUGGAGAAGCUUCUGUUGGUUCAUGGAGCUUGGAAUCAUUUUCGAGUGACGAAAUGCAUAUUGUAUUGUUUCUACAAAAAUGUAGUGUUAUACAUUAUUGAGCUUUGGUUUGCCUUUGUUAAUGGAUUUUCUGGGCAGAUUAUAUUUGAGCAUUGGUUCAUAAGCUUGUACAAUGUGAUUUUCACUUCAUUACCACCUUUUACUCUGGGGAUCUUUGAACAGUGUUGCAGUCAGAAGAGCCUGCUUACAUAUCCACAGCUCUACAGGAUUUCUCAGGCAGGGAAUACUUUCAACACAAAGGUGUUUUGGUUUCAGUGUUUAAAUGCUUUGAUCCAUUCCUUCAUUCUUUUCUGGAUGCCCAUGAAAAUGCUGGAGCAUGAUAUGGUCUUACAAGGGGGUCACACUACAGACUAUUUGUUUCUUGGAAAUUUUAUUUAUACGUAUGUAAUUGUUACUGUCUGUCUGAAAGCUGGUUUGGAGACACUAUCUUGGAAUAAGUUUAGUCAUUUGGCCAUUUGGGGAAGCAUACUUAUAUGGCUGGUGUUUUUUGCAAUUUACUCUUUCGUAUGGCCCACAAUUCCUAUUGCUCCUGAAAUGAGAGGACAGGUCAAUAUGGUCCUGGCUUGUCCACACUUCUGGCUGGGUUUUUUCAUAGUCCCCACUGUGUGCCUGAUUCUAAAUUUAAUAUGGAAAUCGAUUAUAAAUACCUACAACAGAACAUUACUAGAAGAGAUUCGGGAGAUGGAAAGUAGCAGAGCUCAAGGACUUUAUCCUCCUACAAUGUUUAAAAGGAGGUACUUCCAUACUUUCCAUGAUUUCCCCAAGCUUAUUAGGCACCUGUCAAACAGGCGUCUUGAACUUCAUAUCCCCAACAGCACAGGCCCCUAUUCUGCCACACCAGCUUCCCCUAAGGUCCUCCUUUCAGUGGAUGGCAACUUCAUUCUUCCAGUUUCUCAGGCCAAAAAUCUUGAGGUCACUCUCACAUCCUCUUUCUGCUAUCCCACACCCAUCGUGUCAGAAAAUCCUAUUGUUCCUACCUCAAAGUAA
This is a messenger RNA of Leptonychotes weddellii (Weddell seal), 3860 nucleotides long. The record is from RefSeq and is a predicted model, not a curated record. NCBI's taxonomy places the organism in Eukaryota, Metazoa, Chordata, Mammalia, Carnivora, Phocidae.